AUGGGUCUCGCCGACUUUUUCUCCGAUAUGAUCUCCUCCCUGAGCUUCCCCGAGGCUCAGGCUGAGGCUCCCGCCGAGAUCGUCGAGCAGAGCAGCCAGGAGGCUGAAUCCGAGGACAAGCCCGCUGUGAGCGAGGAGAAGACCGAAGAAGAGAGCACCGAGAGCACCGAGAGCACUGAGGAAUCUGGUGAGGAGACUCCUGCUGAGGAGGCUUCCGAGGAAAGCCAGGAGGAGCCCGAGGAGGAAGAGGAGCCCGAGGAGGAAGAAGAGGAGGAAGAGGAGGCUGUGGACGUCAAGCCCAAGCUUGAGGAGGGUGAGUCACUCAUUGUCGACCCUGGGCUUUUCCUUGGCCCAUCUACGACGUUGGUCGAUUUGUUGCAUUGCGCCAACAGUCCCCAGUGCGCCCCCUACAAGCACCACUACGACGAGUGCGUUGAGCGCGUAACUCGGCAGGAGGAGGACCCUGACCACAAGGGCCCCAAGGAGGACUGUGUUGAGGAGUUCUUCCACCUCGCCCACUGCGCGACCCAGUGCGCUGCCCCCAAGCUCUGGAAGGCUCUCAAAUAA
Messenger RNA from Aspergillus thermomutatus, 567 nucleotides. RefSeq names its product cytochrome b-c1 complex subunit 6 family protein. The transcript is spliced from 3 exons. The coding region runs from base 1 to 567 and encodes 188 amino acids. The record is from RefSeq and is a predicted model, not a curated record. Lineage: Eukaryota; Fungi; Ascomycota; Eurotiomycetes; Eurotiales; Aspergillaceae.